CUAUCAUCUCGUCAUGGCUGACACGCGCUGGCCAGGCUGUGCAAGGAGUUUGAAAGGAGUCAUAUUGGACAUGUGUGGCGUGUUGUAUGACAGCGGGGAAGGAGACGGUGUUGCUAUAUCUGGUUCGAUUGAAGCUGUGAAAAAGCUCAAGGCUUCUGGUCUGCAGCUGCGCUUCUGCACCAAUGAGACCCAGGCCACCAGAGAGAAGUUUGUAGCCAAGCUGCAGAGGCUGGGCUUUGACAUAUCCGUGUCUGAAGUCUUCUCUCCAGCUCCUGCAGUCGUAGCUGUCCUAAAAGAGAGAGGUCUACGGCCUCACCUGCUGGUGUAUGAUGCUCUUCUCCCAGAGUUUGACGCCGUUGACAAGACCAACCCGAACUGCGUUGUGAUUGGAGAUGCAGCUGAGAAGUUUUCCUACCAGAACCUGAAUGAUGCAUUCAGGGUCCUUAUAGGCCUGGAGAAGCCGGUGCUGUUCUCCCUGGGCCAAGGGAGGUACUACAAGGAGACAGAUGGUUUGAAACUCGAUGUCGGGGUGUACAUGAAGGCUCUGGAGUACGCCUGUGAUCUAACGGCUGAAGUCGUCGGGAAGCCAUCCCCAGCAUUUUUCCAGAGUGUUCUCAAUGACAUGGGGCUUCAACCACACGAGGCCCUGAUGGUCGGGGAUGAUCUGGUUAAUGAUGUGGGUGGAGCCCAACACUGUGGCAUGAAAGGUGUACAAGUCCGGACUGGCAAAUACAGGCCCAGUGACGAGAGGCACUCAACGGUGACUGCUGACGGCACGGUGGACAACCUGGCCCAGGCUGUGGACAUGAUCCUCAAUCAGAGGCACUGAGAGCAAGGCAGCAGACAUCUCUCCGUUUACUGUGACUGUAGGUGAUACAGGUGCCCAAUAGUAUUUUUAUAUCACUCUUAAAGGAGCUUUAUAUGAUAUUCAGAGCAUAAAUAUAGCAGCAAACAACUGCUUGCUAUAUAAAGAAACAGUGGAGUAAUGGCGUCCUGAGCAGAGAAUUAAGUAACGCCGCCUCUGCGUGUGUUGUAAUCUGAGCUUUUCUGUUGUUUAUUGUGGUAGACAGUUCAUCUAUGUGUGCAUGUGAGUCUCGUAGGUGUAUCUCGCUGACUUGCUAACUAUAGAAGAAUAGCGCCCACCCUCCGUGUCCUCCCCACUUAAGACCAUUAGCUCUGUCAGCACUGUUGCCAUUUCAAUAUGUGCGCGGCGAGAGAGCAGAGGGAGAGACAGGGAUGCCGCGCUGCUCGCAGUCUCUGACAUUUAGUUUAUCGUAUAUUUAGUUUUUUUGUUGCUGUAUGUAACAGUUGUGUCAACAAAUCAAAAUAUUACUAAUAUCACAAUAUGAUUUUUUUAUUAUCAUAUCAAAACCUCUGAGUCAUUGAUACACUCUGAAUAUCGUAUAGAGCUCCUUUAAGUGCUGUUUCUAGUAGGAAGGGUAUACUGCAUCGGGGUAUUUUAGGUCAACAUGUCAAAGCAGUGCAAAACUAAAAUAUCAUCCAAAUACUGUGUAUCCGUUAACUGUCAUUUUACCGUCACACAUGGGAAACACCCACCAUCUGGUGCUCCACAUAGUGAGAAACAAACUAGAAUACAAUUUGCAGAACCAUUAUCUAAGUCUACACUAGAUAAGCUGUAGGGCUGUACUGUGCAUUUGUCAGUACAUGAUUGCCAUAGAUAAGAUACCUCAAGCUGACAGGACUGUGCCUGUAACCAGCUGCUGACUGACGGUUAGAAAGGUGAAGUAGCACUGUGUGUUCAGAGUUCUUUGCUAAUGUUUCACACUCAAAUUCUUCAAAGAGCUAAGUGAGGACAGGUUAAACUGGAAAUGCACAAAUGAAAAGGCGCUGUAGUUUAAUUUAACAUACAUCAAUUAAUAUAAGUAUCCUAUUAAUAGAAAGUAAUUUUUUUGCUCACUUUCUCUUUACACAAAACAUGUACAACCUUCAUAAAACAGCAGGGAGUAGUCAGUAAUAUAAAUAAAACUCUUUUACUAGCUGUUGAAAACAUUCGUCUCCCUGAAUUUCACAUAACUUGUUUUUAUAAAGAAAGGGUUCAAGGUCUCAAAGCACUGGGGAAAACGUAGCCUUGGCUCUGGUUUAAACUGGAUUUUAUAUUGGAGCCGCUUUAUGUUUUACAAAAACAAAUGGCUGGAAAUGGGAAGUGAGCUGGUCUCGCAAGAUGAUAAAUGCAGAACCCAGCCGAGUGUGAUGAAUUACACUGUUGCAUGAGCUCAUGUUUCCCUCUCUGUAAACAAAAAUGAAAUGAGCGCUCCAUCAUCGGACUGAAGAAUCACAAAUCUACAACCGCUUAUCUUUAUUUACUUGACUGUAAGCCGCCUCUGCCAGGGGAUCGCCCCGUUAAUGUUGUUAAUUGCCGCUCAUUAGACAUCCGCCGUCUAUAGUGAGGUUAAAUAAAAUGAUGAGAGGGAAAAAGAUGGUUAUUGGGCGUUUGUGUGCCAGCUGGAUCAUGGAGGGCCUCUGGAAGUGGGGCGUAAAACAAACGAUUCUCCAUCGCUGCCCCCGAGGUUUCAGCGCACAGAAUAGAUUCAACAAGAACAAAAGCCCAUUGCCAAGUGAUUCAUUGAGGUCCUUCUGGUUCACUUCACCAUUCGCUGACACAAGCUUGAAUGUUAUUGGGCAAUUAAAGGUAAUGAAAUGCUACGAAGGAUUAUGAAACUGCGCCUGAGCCGGGCGUGCCACUUCUAUAUCUGAUUGGGAAAUAAAUAUAAAUGCGCACGGCAAACUACUAGCAGCUGGUACCCAGUUUUCUAACAGCUUCCACAUUGUUUGACUCAGUGUUUUGUCCAUUAUGCUCCCGCCCGUUGGCCUUGUAUGGAGCUAUUAAACAUGUAUUUGACUGCUCUCGAAUGAA
Plectropomus leopardus (leopard coralgrouper) is the source of this 2875-nucleotide messenger RNA. RefSeq names its product phospholysine phosphohistidine inorganic pyrophosphate phosphatase (gene lhpp). Gene Ontology annotation, cellular component: cytoplasm; cytosol. NCBI's taxonomy places the organism in Eukaryota, Metazoa, Chordata, Actinopteri, Perciformes, Serranidae. The record is from RefSeq and is a predicted model, not a curated record. Gene Ontology annotation, biological process: dephosphorylation. Gene Ontology annotation, molecular function: inorganic diphosphate phosphatase activity; phosphatase activity.